Messenger RNA from Thlaspi arvense, 2059 nucleotides. Lineage: Eukaryota; Viridiplantae; Streptophyta; Magnoliopsida; Brassicales; Brassicaceae. The record is from the annotation of a GenBank genome assembly.
AUUCUUUCUUCAUCGUCUCUUUUGAGUACGUGUAACGAUUCCAACGUGAGAUUAUAUCUGUAUAUGAAGGAGUUAUGUUGAGAAGAGUCCUUUAAAGUAGUUCAAUGGUGGAUUUCUUGAGCACGAAGUAACUGAACGCCAAGUGUUGUUAAUAUGUCGGCAAAGAGGAAGGAGCUUCUGUCCUUAGCCAUGAAGAGAACUAGUGACUGGAUUUCUUCUCAGGAGAUUUCUAGUGACAUUGCAGUUCACAUUGGAGAAACUUCGUUUUCACUCCACAAGUUUCUUCUGUCAAAAUGUGGGUUUAUAAAGAAACUUGCUUCCGAAUCAAGCAACGAUUCCAACACUACCGUUAUCAAGAUCCCAGAUUUUCCUGGAGGUGCAGAAGCAUUCGAGCUAGUCAUCAAAUUCUGCUACGGUAUAAACUUUGACAUGAGCACAGAGAACAUUGCGAUGCUGCGAUGCGCAGCAGAGUAUCUAGAGAUGACAGAGGAACACUCUGUUGCAAACCUCGUGGAGACAACAGAGGUUUACUUGAACGAAGUGAUCCUAAAGAGCUUAUCGAAAUCUGUGAAAGUUCUGCGAAAAUCUGAGGAGCUGUUGCCUAUAGCAGAGAGAGUGAAGCUCGUGAGCCGUUGUAUAGAUUCAAUUGCUUAUGUAAUUUGUCUGAAAAGCCAGAGCAAGGAGGAUAUAGUGGACUUGUGGGCUGAGGAUUUAGUUGCUCUAAGGAUCGAUAUGUUUCGACGUGUCUUAGUCGCAAUGAUGGCUAGAGGGUUUGACCGGUACGCGCUUGGUCCAGUGCUUAUGCUCUAUGCUCAAAAAGCUCUUAGAGGUUUGGAGAUAUUUGGGAGAGGGAAUAAGAAGAUGGAUGCGGAACAAGAACAAGAGAAAAGGUUGGUUCUUGAGACGAUUGUGAGUCUUCUUCCGAGGGAGAGAAACGCAGUUUCAGUGAGCUUUCUUUCUAUGCUUUUAAGAGCUGCCAUAUACCUCGAGACCACGGUAGCUUGUAGGUUUGAUUUGGAGAAGAGAAUGGGAUUACAGCUAAGACAAGCCGUGCUUGAUGAUCUCUUGAUCCCUUCUUACACAUUCAAUGGAGACAACACAACGUUUGAUGUUGAUACCGUUCAACGCAUCCUCUUGAACUAUCUUGAGUUUGAAGUUGAAGGGAACUCUGUUGAUUUCGCCAGUAAUAUCGGUGAACUGAUGGAGUCUUAUCUCGCAGAGAUCGCUUCUGAUAAGAACAUAAACUCGUCGCAAUUCAUCGGUUUAGCUGAAUGCAUUCCUGAACAGUCUAGGGUUACUGAAGAUGGGAUGUAUCGAGCCAUAGACGUCUACCUCAAGGUGCAUCCGAACAUAAGUGAAGUGGAGAAGAAGAAAAUUUGCAGCUUAAUGAACUGUCAAAAGCUAUCGCAAGAAGCUUGCGCUCAUGCAGCUCAAAACGAACGUCUCCCUCUAAAAACCGUAGAACAAAUUCUCUACCAAGGUUUUAGAGAUUCAGAUUCUCCAGCAGCCGCAACUGCAUCAGAAAGUCUUCCUUAUCAUAAGCUAGGCUCAUACAACAAUGAGCUCUCCAAACUAAACCGUGAGAACCAAGACUUGAAGCUUGAGUUGCUCAAGGUGAAAAUGAAGUUCAAGGAAUUGGAGAAGGAGAAAGCUCUUGAAGUCACGAGUGGUUCGGAUUGUUCUCUGGUUUCAACUACUUCGGUGGUUAAGCCUCCGUUACCGAGAAAGUCGUUUAUAUGCUCUGUUUCUAGGAAACUCGGAAAGCUUAACCCUUUUGGCCUGACAGUACAAGGACGAAACAAACCACCUAAAGACCGAAGACAUUCUAUCUCUUAGUAACAAUCCAUAAACACUUGUUCUUGUUGAUGAUUUUCAAUUCCUGUGUUGUAAAGGGUUUUCUCUGUAUCAACAUAUGAUUUUUCAUGUUUUUUUAGGAUUAUCAACAUAUGAUUUUUUCAUGUUUUGAUUGUAUAUAAAGCGAGCCAAGAAAAGUAUCUUUGAGUUUUGGUGUUUGGUGUAAUCCUAAAGUCAUAGGGCAAUUCUCAUUAAUAAUUUUUUU